AACCCCUUCCCACCACCACCCGGACCCCACGGCCUCGGAGGGUUCCCCUUCACCCCCGCUGUCGUCGUCUCCUCCGCGUCCAUCGCGAAUCCCAGUAGUAGUAGUACCCCCUUCCUCUUCUUCUCUCCCUCCUCUCUCUAGCUCCACUCUCUCUUCUUCUCCUCAGUCGUCCCCGCCUGCUGCUUCUCGGAUCCCGGGGCUGCGGCGGCUGUGCCUGCGUCGGCGGCGCGGCUGCGAGUUGGGGCGGAGGGUGGGGGAGAAGCUAGGGUUUAGGCGGAUGGGGACGGCGGGGAAGGGGGCGUGGGUGGUGCCCGCGCCGGCGUACAGGGAGGUGGAGGGAUGGGAGGGCGCCGGGGACGACGCGCCGGGGUACCGCUGCGGGCACUCGCUCACCUUCAUCGCGCCAACGAAGGGACACGGCCCGCGCCUCAUCCUCUUCGGCGGCGCCACGGCCAUCGAGGCCGGCGCCUCCUCCGGCCUCCCAGGGAUCAGUUCGGUGCCCCCUCCCUCUCUCGCUCCCCCGCGGCUUGCCGGGGUGACGAACUCGGUGCACUCGUACGAUGUGGAGAAGCGGAGGUGGACCAGGAUGCAUCCAGCUGGAGAUCCUCCGUCACCGAGGGCUGCGCAUUCUGCAGCUGCUGUGGGCACGAUGGUUGUUUUCCAGGGCGGGAUUGGACCAGCGGGGCAUUCGACGGACGAUCUCUAUGUGCUUGACUUGACAAACGACAAGUUUAAAUGGCACAGGGUCGUUGUUCAAGGGGCUGGUCCUGGUCCUCGCUACGGUCAUUGCAUGGAUCUGGUAGCUCAGCGUUACCUUGUGUCAGUCUCGGGAAAUGAUGGAAAGCGGGUCUUAUCGGAUGCUUGGGCUUUAGACACGGCGCAGAAACCAUACAAGUGGCAGAAACUGAACCCUGAAGGCGACAGACCUUCGGCGAGAAUGUAUGCUACUGCCAGUGCACGCUCCGAUGGAAUGCUUUUACUUUGUGGUGGAAGGGAUGCUUCUGGAACGCCACUCUCUGAUGCUUAUGGACUACUAAUGCAUACCAAUGGCCAGUGGGAGUGGACCCUAGCUCCAGGGAUAUCUCCUUCCGCAAGAUAUCAACAUGCAGCCGUCUUCGUUGGUGCUCGGUUGCAUGUUACUGGAGGUGUCCUUAAAGGAGGGAGAGCUAUUGAAGGAGAGGGUGCAAUCGCAGUUCUGGACACUGCUGCUGGAGUUUGGCUGGAUAGAAAUGGCAUCGUGACCUCUCGCACGUUGAAGUCUUCCAACGAGCAUGAUGCUUCUUCAGAUCUACUUCGUCGUUGUCGUCAUGCAGCUGCUUCUGUUGGUUCUCAGAUAUACAUUUAUGGUGGUCUUAGGGGAGAUAUCCUCCUUGACGAUUUUCUUAUUGCUGAGAAUGCACCUUUCCAAUCGGAAACUGAUAGAGUCCCAAGGUCAGAAAAUCAAAAUAGAAAUCAUAAUUAUAGUUCUCACUCUCCGUCCUUCCAGCAAUAUACAAAUAACAGUCAUGAGACAGCUUCUGGCUUCAGCACGGAGAAGAAGUCAAUUGACAUGUUGACAGAGGCCUCAGCUGCCGAAGCUGAAGCUGUCAGUGCUGUGUGGCGAGCUGCAAAGGAAGCAUCUGCAGCAUCUUCAGAAGACAGUCUUUCGGAGGGAAUAGGGUCUGAGUCCCCUCUGAGUGAAACUUCACCAAUGGCGGAUGAUUUAGAUGAUGGAGGCUCCCUGGAACCAGAUGUGAAAUUGCAUUCUAGAGCGGUUGUAGUUGCUAAAGAAGCAGUAGGAGAUUUAGGAUGUUUAGUCCGACAGCUUUCACUAGAUCAAUUUGAGAAUGAAAGCAGAAGAAUGCAUCCCAACAAUGAACAAUCAUAUCAAUCGAGGAGAGCACUAAAUAGACAAAGGUCUCCACAAGGUUUGCAUAAGAAGGUCAUUUCGCUCUUACUUAGGCCAAGGAAUUGGAAUGCUCCUGCUGAUAGAACCUUUUUUCUGGAUUCGUAUGAAGUUGGCGAGCUAUGCUAUGCUGCUGAGCAGAUCUUUAUGCAGGAACCAACUGUUUUACAACUAAAAGCACCAGUUAAAGUAUUUGGUGAUCUUCAUGGGCAGUUUGGCGACCUAAUGCGCCUUUUUGAUGAAUAUGGUUAUCCAUCUACUGCUGGUGACAUAACCUAUAUUGACUAUCUCUUCUUGGGAGACUAUGUUGACCGAGGUCAGCACAGCUUGGAAACAAUAACGCUGCUUCUUGCUCUUAAAAUAGAAUACCCUGAAAAUAUCCACUUGAUUAGAGGAAAUCAUGAGGCUGCUGACAUCAACGCCCUUUUCGGCUUCCGCCUGGAAUGCAUUGAGAGAAUGGGUGAAAGUGACGGUAUAUGGGCUUGGACUAGAUUCAAUCAACUGUUUAAUUAUCUCCCGCUGGCUGCCAUGAUAGAGAAGAAAAUAAUCUGUAUGCAUGGCGGCAUCGGAAGGUCAAUAAACAGUGUGGAGCAAAUUGAGAAAAUUGAAAGGCCUAUCACCAUGGAUGUCGGAUCUAUAAUCCUCAUGGACCUUUUAUGGUCUGAUCCUACAGAGAACGAUAGUGUAGAGGGUUUGAGACCGAAUGCACGAGGGCCUGGCUUAGUAACAUUUGGGCCUGAUCGAGUGACAGAAUUCUGUAAGCGAAACAAAUUGCAAUUAAUCAUAAGAGCUCAUGAAUGUGUUAUGGAUGGCUUUGAACGCUUUGCCCAUGGACAGUUGAUCACUUUGUUCUCAGCAACUAAUUAUUGUGGGACUGCAAACAAUGCUGGCGCCAUACUUGUGGUGGGGAGGGGACUAGUUAUUGUCCCAAAGUUAAUUCAUCCACUUCCACCACCUAUUAAUUCUCCCGAGUCCUCCCCUGAGCGUGCCAUGGACGCCACAUGGAUGCAGGAACUUAACAUACAACGGCCACCUACACCAACCAGAGGACGGCCGCAUUCUGCCAGUGACAGGAACUCUCUUGCUUACAUAUGAUACAUAGCCGAACCACCUCCAUCUUCUUGACCCUGUAUGUUUGUCGUCAGAAUUUUUUUCUCAGCUGCAAGGUACAUACAUUAUACCUCAUGACAGAAAACCAAUAGAAGAUCGUGGGGCUCCCAAAUUGUCGAGAUAUUCCUGGUAGUUCAGUUUAUUGUGACUCAUCAAUGUUCAGUGCCGUUGAUCUAACCUCAGCUCCUCAUUAGAAGCUACAUACAUAACAGUUCUGGUCAUAGCUGAAGUUGCAUUGCUCCCUGUGGUUGUGCUUCAUUACUCAAAGGGGGCCAGUGGAAUGCCGUCAGAUAAUAUUUGGAAAGCAGGAGCAUGUGUACCCAUGUAACUUGUCGCGGAUUGCCUGUAACUGUAGUGCUGUACAUGGCUAGAUUGUUCAUCCUCAGUGCUUGUAAUGUUUGUUUUUCAUACCGUGUUUGUCGCAGUGUAGGACGCUGCUUUGCAUAGCGCAGUUAUACAUACAGGUUAAAGUUACCGAGGUAGACUGGCCGGAGCGUGAUGCUUGUAAGUGGAAUUGUGUAGUGAUUGAUUAAAUUUAUUGUUAUAGGCAUGUGCUCAAUAGAUUAAAGUCGUUUUAGUUA
Brachypodium distachyon (stiff brome) is the source of this 3576-nucleotide messenger RNA. Its product is annotated as serine/threonine-protein phosphatase BSL1 homolog. NCBI's taxonomy places the organism in Eukaryota, Viridiplantae, Streptophyta, Magnoliopsida, Poales, Poaceae. The transcript has 21 exons. The record is from RefSeq and is a predicted model, not a curated record. Gene Ontology annotation, molecular function: phosphoprotein phosphatase activity; protein binding. Gene Ontology annotation, biological process: brassinosteroid mediated signaling pathway. Bases 278 to 2980 code for a protein of 900 amino acids.